CCGGAGGUACCUCCACAUUUACAGGCGAACCACGCGAAGCCGCAUGUACUCGCUUUCACCCGGCCUCCGCAAAAAGUGGGCAUGGGAUGGCCUUCGAUGUCGUCUAGGCCGGGUGAAUCGCGGUUGGCAUUGCCCAGUCGGACGAGCCGUCGGCCGGGAGGCGGUCCACGAUGUUGGACUCGGGGACAUAAAAGCGUCCUUCUUCCCGGUUUUGACAGGAUGAUCUCCCAUCUCCUUAUCCUCCUUCUGGCUCUUUCGGUUCCAUAGUGUAACUGCCGUCAAGAUGUCUUCCAUCGACAUUAAAGCCAUUCUUUCCACCCUCACCCUUGAGGAGAAGAUCACUCUCCUCGCAGGCAAGGAUCUUUGGGAGACCAUUCCUAUCCCCUCCAAGGGUGUUCCGGCAGUCAAGCUCUCAGAUGGACCUAACGGUGCUCGAGGAGCCGCCUUCACUGGUGGCACCACGGCUGCUUGCUUCCCCGCUGCCAGUGCUAUGGCCUCUACCUUCGAUAUUAACCUGGCCAAGCGAAUUGGUGGUGCCCUAGCUGAGGAGGUUCACUCCAAGGGUGCUCGCUGCCUUCUCGCCCCUACCAUGUGCCUCCACCGUCAUCCCCUGGGUGGUCGCAACUUCGAGUCCUUCUCCGAGGACCCUCUCCUGACCGGCAAGAUGGCAACUCGCGUCGUCGAGGGACUCCAGGAAGAAGGCGUCGCUGCCACUGUUAAGCAUUUCGCUGUCAACGAGCAGGAGACUGACCGUCUGACUGUCGAUGAGACUGUCGACGAACGGACUCUUCGAGAGCUCUACCUCCGUCCCUUCGAGAUUGCCGUCAAGGAGGCCAAGCCCUGGGCUGUUAUGACUGCCUACAACAUGGUCAACGGCCACCAUGCUGACUCUCACCCCUUCACCCUGAAGCAGGUCCUCCGUGGAGAAUGGGGAUGGGACGGUCUGGUUAUGAGCGACUGGGGUGGUGUGAACUCCACUGCGGAGUCCCUGGAUGCCGGUCUAGAUCUUGAGAUGCCCGGCCCUACUCGUUGGAGGAAGUACGAGGAUGUUAUUGCUGCUAUCAAGGCGGGAAAGAUUACCGAGAAGACUAUUGAUGAGCGAGCUACUCAAGUUCUCAAGUUCCUCGAGCGCCUCAAGUGCUUCGAGGAUGCCACCAUCCCCGCUGAGCAGGCUAUUGACAAGCCCGAGCACCGGGCUCUUAUCCGCGAGGCGGGCUCCAAGGGUAUUGUUCUUUUGAAGAACGAGGACCAAGUUCUACCUCUGUCCAAGGACAAGGUCAAGGGCAAGAAGAUUGCUCUGCUUGGACACGCCAAGAUUGGUCUUGCCCACGGAGGUGGCAGCGCUUCACUCAACGCUCAUUAUAAGGUUACCCCUUGGGACGCCAUGCACACUGCCCUUGGCGACAGUGUCGAGUUCUCAUAUGCUAAGGGAGCCCAUACCUUCCGUACUCUCCCUCCUAUCCCCGGUGACAAUGUCGUCGGUCUCGAUGGCAAGCCAGGAUACACCUAUAAGCUUUACGAGCCCGGCUCUUCUGAGCCCUAUGAGACCCAGCACGGACACCCCGACUCCGAUGUCAACGUCCUUAGCAGCUUUGGCUUCAGCAACAAGAACGUGUCGCUGGAGGGCACUUUCACCCCUAAGGAAACCGCCACCUACUACUUCACCUGCUCUGGUCUCGGACCCAGCAAAUUGGUCAUUGAUGACAAGAUUAUCUACGAGCAGACUGAGAACUGUGGCGACGCUAUGGGCUUCCUUUUCGGUGGCGCUCCCGCUCCCGAGAUCAAGGUUCCUCUUGUGGCAGGAAAGCAGUACAAGAUGCUGAUCUUCACCUCUCCACCCGCUCCUAAGAAUGCGAGCGAGGAGGAGGAUCUUGGUAUCCUUGCAGGACGAGUUGGUCUCCGAAUCGGACACAUGUCGGAGGUCGAGCACGAUAAGGAUCUUCUCGCUGAGGCCGUUGAGGUGGCCAAGGCCGCUGAUAUUGCCGUCAUCUUUACCGGCCACGAGCCUUUCUGGGAGACUGAGGGUGAGGACCAGCGAAGCUUCAACCUGCCCAAGGACGGCAGCCAGGACCGACUUAUCGCUGCUGUUGCCGCUGUUAACCCCAAGACCAUCGUUGUUAACUCUACCGGUGUGGCCGUUGCCAUGCCCUGGUUGGGCGAGGUUCAGGGUCUCAUCCAGUCCUGGUUCGCCGGCCAGGAGUGCGGUAAUGCCAUCGCCGACGUCCUGACUGGAGCUCAGACUCCUGAGGGUCAUCUCUCUUGCACAUUCCCCAAGAAGCUUGAAGACUGCCCCGCCCACGGUAACUUCCCCGGCGAGUACGUCAACGGCAAGCUCAAGGUUACUUAUGAGGAGGGCGUCUUUAUCGGUUACCGACACUUUGAUCGCCUGUCCGCUGAUAAGGUCAACUUCCCCUUCGGAUUCGGCCUGUCUUACACCACUUUUGGCUUCUCCGACCUCGAGGUCAAGGAGUCUAGCGACAAGUUCGCCGUCAGUGUCAAAGUUGCCAACACUGGCAGCGUCGUCGGUGCCGUCGCUGUGCAGGUGUACGUUGGCAGCGUCGAGACUGCUGAGGAAAACCCUAUUAAGCAGCUUGCCGCUUUUAGCAAGGUGACUGUCAAGCCUGGAGAGACCGCCACCGUUGGCAUUCCUGUCAGCGCCCGCGAUUUCUCCUUCUUCGACGUUGCUUCACAAAAGUGGGUUGUCAAGGAGGGAGACUACAAGUUUAUGAUUGGAAAGUCGGCUACUGAUAUUGUUGCCGAGUCCACGGUGGCUGUCAAGGGACAGUCUUUUGGUCUUUAACGCGUUGCAUAGAAUAGAUUAGCGAAAUUGAACUCGAAUUAAUAAUGUA
Ilyonectria robusta is the source of this 2849-nucleotide messenger RNA. RefSeq names its product family 3 glycoside hydrolase. NCBI's taxonomy places the organism in Eukaryota, Fungi, Ascomycota, Sordariomycetes, Hypocreales, Nectriaceae. Bases 284 to 2800 code for a protein of 838 amino acids. Gene Ontology annotation, molecular function: beta-glucosidase activity. Gene Ontology annotation, biological process: glucan catabolic process. The record is from RefSeq and is a predicted model, not a curated record. The transcript has 3 exons.